This is a messenger RNA of Nannospalax galili (Upper Galilee mountains blind mole rat), 1976 nucleotides long. RefSeq names its product zinc activated ion channel (gene Zacn). The record is from RefSeq and is a predicted model, not a curated record. Lineage: Eukaryota; Metazoa; Chordata; Mammalia; Rodentia; Spalacidae.
AUGGGUUCCAGAGAUGAGGCCUCAGUGGAGUCCUUGUGUCUCCAAUCCUGGCUGGAUGCUCACUCAGCCUGGAAUGGCAGUGUGUAUCCCUGGCAUGCAGUCAUGCUGCCCUGGGAUUCACUCUGGACAGACUCACCAUGUGCGAAGUGUGAGGCAGGAAUUCCAGGAAUAUCUUUCCAGGAACCCAGAGGGUUGGCAGAACUGGGGGAGGGGUUUUCCUCAUCUCAGUACAAGAACAGGCUGGGAUCUAGCCAUGGUGCUUCUCCUUAUAGGCUAUGGGUGGACCGGAAGGACCAGGACCCACAGGCCCAAGUGGACCAGGAUGGCCAUGUGGAGUCUACCUGGCCCUCGUCACAGAGACCAAUUGCGACUGAGCUCCUCCGCUUUCUCAGGGACCACAGCUACUGCAGUCAGGGUUUCUGCACUUUCAGCAAUACUGAACUAGAGUUCCAGGCCCAUGUGGUGAAUGAGAGUGUCAAGAGAGAAUACAUGGUUCACGGUUUAAAAGCCUGGGUCCCACCUAAGCAUCUUGUGCUCUGCUUCCAGGUGACACUGAGCCUAGGAAACACAGCACUGAAGUCCACCCUGGUGUUCCUGGUUCCUGGGGAGGCACUGCUGUUAGCUGAUGUAUAUGCAAGUUUGUUGCCCUUCUGGACCAUUGCCUACAAGGUGACACUGCUGCGCUACCUUGUCUUCUACUCCUCCUUCCUGGGGCAGGCCCUGUCCAGCUCCUCUUCCUGCAAUCCACUGCUCACCCAUGACAUCUCCUCUCCUCUGUAGUUUACUUCUUUAGAGCUGCUGCUCUUCCUCAGCACCACGGAGGCUGUGCUGGUGGCCAGGUUGCUGGCUAGAGACAGCCUUGGGGACAAGAGCAGCCCAAACCCCUGGGAACAGAAUGAUCAGAGCCCAGGGCCUAAUCUUGAAGAACCCCUGGGGUUCACCCUUUUGCUCUGGGAGAGCAUGCUGAAAGAGUCGAGGACCAGCUGCUUUCGCUCUCUCUCCUGGCUGGCAGCCUCGGGGGGAGGAAAGAGGUCAAGGAGGAGCUGGGCUGAAGCUGCUGACCACACAUUCUUCCGUGUGUAUGGUUCCAGUGUGAUGUGCAGCCAGCUCAUCUUCACUGGAGUCUGGAUUUGGGGAACAUGCAAGCCCGACCCAGCCCUGGGCAAGGUUACAACAUGGCAGGGCUCAGGGUUGCAGACUUGAGGAUGCAUCAUGAGUUUGUUCCCACAGCAAGGCUGAGCGUUAGGACAGCAUCUUCAGAGACAGAAGGAGGGUCAGCUCUAUUCUCUACCUCUGGAAGGCCCAAUGCGCUGAGCUCUCUUCUGUGUGCAGUGUGAAAUAAACCAUGGCCCAAGGGUACCUUCAAGAUCUGUCUGCCUUGAACUCAGCUGUUUACUGUCAUCCCAGGGAGGCAGGGCCCAACUUUAUACCUGUGAUCCCCCUUGCUCCCAGUCGCUCUCCUUCCACUACCAAUUUUCUGUCCCACAAGCAUGCAGCCCAAAGCACUUUCUGCAACCACUGCUGCCUGGCCUUGGAGGCACUAUAGGUGGGGAUCAGGAACUCCUUUCCCAGGCACUUCCUGUGGUGUGCUGGAUCCAGAAGGGACCUGAGGUAGAGCACUCCUGCCUCCUGACACUUAGGGGACUCCCAGGAAGCAGAACCCGCCCCCCCCCCCCGAGCUUAGAACUGUGGGUAACGUACUAAAUCUAAAAGACUAGGUCAACCCCAACACUGCUUUCUCUCUACAUCUGCAGGCUGCAGUUUGGCCUGUUUCUCUGAGCCCCCUCACGUUGCGGGCUGAAGAGGAGUGCUUCACCCUCAGGAUGGACUAGGCCAGGGUAGCUCCACCUUCUGCUCUUGUGUUUGCUCGGCAGUGGGGCACCAGUCUGUCUUCUCUCUCUGCUGUGGGCCCUGCUGACUGCACUCCGUCUCAAAACCCAAGCUGUGCGAGGACCCCACACUCUAGGAGUGCUGUU